Cucurbita pepo subsp. pepo (vegetable marrow) is the source of this 1925-nucleotide messenger RNA. Lineage: Eukaryota; Viridiplantae; Streptophyta; Magnoliopsida; Cucurbitales; Cucurbitaceae. The record is from RefSeq and is a predicted model, not a curated record.
GCCGAUCGGAGUCGAAUUCUCCGCUCACGCCAUCAAAUUCUGAAGCACAGAGAACGAAGCGAUUCUCCUCCAUUGCCGGAUGGAAGGAAUUAGCAGUUUUGGCGUUAGUUUCAGUUUCCGAUGAUUCUGUUUGAAGAUGAAGGAAGAACUUCAACUCCGUUGCAGAAAGGGAUAUCGAAGCAAAGUAAGUAGUAGUCUGUUCGCUAUGGAGAAGAAGUUGCGUCGUUCUGUUGAAUCCUCGACGGACGAAUUCGUUUUCUCUGCUGUAAAACUAAGUCUCAAGUCAUCAAAGCACACGCUAAAAAUCAUAAUUCAUGGCGAGAAUCACUGAUCUCUCAGUCACUCCGUUUCUUGCUCUCCCGAUCGUUGACGCAAAAGGAAGUAGGUGGAUGUGCACAAGGUUUAUAUGCUUCGCGAGGCAUUUUCUUUGUUUGAUUUUAAAGGAUGCAAAUUCAAAUGUUUGUCAAAAUUCAUUGCAUCUACUUUUGGAUAUAUUUCCUCUUGAAAAUCCAGAUGCUACAAAAGAGCUGAAAGUGUUUGAUAGACAGUUCUUUUUAAUAGUUCUCAUGGAUGAAAGUCCAGAUGUGAGAGUUGUAGCAGUUGAAGGUUGAGGCAUUUGAUGCUGGACAAUUCUCUUUCGGUAAGGAUAGCUCUAGCAGAUCUCCUCCUCCUCAUCAGGGAUGUUCGUGAUUUCCAGUUUAACAAGGUGGUUAGUUUGGAUGUAUUGUUAACUGUUCAUGCACAUGACCAACCCAUUAUUAGUAAGAAAAUUACUAGAUUGCUGAUGUCUUCGUAUUUUCCCACCAAAGUAUCAAUUGAAGAGGCAAGAUUUUGUGAAUUUGCUGCUUCAGAAGGGGCAUCUCUUAAGUCCAUUGUGGAACCUGUUCGAGCACUAAUCAAUUUGGUUUCGUCCUCUGCCGAGCUAGAUGCAAAUUACAUUGAUGGUUUAAUUCUUUCAGCUAAAUACCUAGGCGGCUGCAUUUCAAGAGAGCCAUGUUACAAGAUCGAUCUCAAAGAUUUGUUCACUGCUGAAAACUUGAAAUGCUUGGUCUCUGUAGCAGAAUCUGGGCGUGCUCGAUCUUCUUUAUUCAACAUUGUUUCCUCGUUCUCUCCUAAUGGUCUUACGGGUCUUCUUGAGGAGUGCAUGCAAUUAAUUACUAAUUGUCGUGGUUUAUCAGGAAACAUAGAAAAGCAAGCUGAAGUGAGGUCUGGCCAUAAGUUUUUCCAGGCUUGUGAUGCAUUGGAUGUUAUGUUCGAAGCCAUGGCAUUGAUACUAUAGAAAUCUGCUUAUCAUUGCUACAUUAAUUUUGGAACUGAUAUACCAAAGCUCAGUGUUUGAGCAGGCCAAAUUCUAUUUUCCCGCAUGGUUAUCAAUGGUUUAAAAGAUUGAACUUUUGGACAUGAGGGAAGAUUCUGCCGAGGAGAACAACGAUGACAGAUCUUUCCACGAACACGAGUUCUCCAUUUUUAAGAAAUUUCUGAAGAUGUUUGUCACAUUUCUAAAAAGAGAUCACCACAUCUUGGAUGCAGUUGGAGUGGUUUUUAUGGUUGGUUCAGAAAUUGGCUUGGGAAGAAGGAUUUUGGGCUGGUACUCGGACUUCUACAGUUUGUUUGCCGAAGCCUAUACAGUGCUGAGGACAGAGAGUGGGGGCAAUACGAUGUUGGCUUCUUUACAACGUAGAUAUCCUCAUGUAGAGAGGGAAACAGAACAAUGUAAUGGAGAGGGACGUCAUGAAUUAGAUAAGGCAAAGACUUUGCUUGAACCUAUAUGGUUGUACCACAUUUUCGAAACUGGUAAGCUUUCAAUGGUGACUGAAUAGACAAACAUUAUGUUCCUUUAUCUUUCAUUUUUCCUAUAAGAAAGUUACCCAUUAAUAGUGAAGCCAAGAGUGGCUAAAUCAGUAGAGCCUUAAAUUGGUCAAGUA